GCUGAAGGAACUGGGCAGUGACAGAAAACUGGAGGUCUUGUCGUACCCCUUCUCCCAGCCUGGGUUCGGGCCGCCUUCCUUCUCACAGAAGCCUGUCUCUGCUCCUUGGCACCAGCUGAGGAUGAGGCUUCUAUCAUAGAAACUGCUUUCCAGAAGAGAAUGGGGGAUGUUCCCAGAGACGUGGGCCGUCUCAGUCGGACUGACGCCUCGUCUUUCCCUUCCCUUCCCUCAGGCCUGAAGCUCAUGGGAGCCCCAGCGAAGAUGACAGUGUCUCAGGGGCAGCCAGUCAAGAUGAACUGCAGUGUGGAGGGGAUGGAGGACCCCGACAUACACUGGAUGAAGGACGGGGCUGUGGUCCAGAAUGCAAGCCAGGUGUCCCUCUCGAUAAGCGAGCAGUACUGGAUUGGCUUCCUCAGCCUGAAGUCAGUGGAGCGGUCUGAUGCCGGCCUGUACUGGUGCCAGGUGAAGGAUGGGGAAGAAACCAAGACCUCUCAGUCAGUAUGGCUCACCGUGGAAGGUGUGCCAUUCUUCACGGUGGAACCCAAAGAUGUGGCGGUGCCACCCAAUGCCCCCUUUCAACUGUCUUGUGAGGCCGUGGGUCCUCCGGAACCUGUGACCAUUUUCUGGUGGAGAGGACCCACUAAGGUUGGGGGCCCUGCCCCCUCUCCCUCUGUUUUAAACGUGACAGGAGUGACCCAGCGCACAGAGUUUUCUUGUGAAGCUCACAACAUAAAAGGCUUGGCCACUUCCAGACCAGCUAUUGUUCGCCUUCAAGCUCCUCCUGCAGCCCCCUUCAACGUCACAAUGACAACGAUCUCCAGCCGCAAUGCUAGUGUGGCCUGGGUGCCAGGUGCUGACGGUUUAGCCCUCCUCCAUUCCUGUACCGUGCAGGUGGCACUGGCCCCAGGAGACUGGGAGGUUCUGGCUGUCGUGGUCCCUGUACCACCCUUUACCUGCCUGCUUCGGGACUUGGCCCCCGCCACCAACUACAGCCUUAGGGUGCGCUGUGCCAACGCCUUGGGGCCCUCCCCCUAUGCCGACUGGGUGCCCUUUCAGACAAAGGGCCUAGCGCCAACCAGAGCUCCCCAGAAUCUCCAUGCCAUUCGUACCGACUCAGGCCUUAUCCUGGAAUGGGAAGAAGUGAUCCCUGAGGACCCUGGGGAAGGCCCCCUGGGACCUUAUAAGCUGUCCUGGGUCCAAGAAAACGGAACCCAGGAUGAGCUGAUGGUGGAAGGGACCAGGGCCAAUCUGACCGGCUGGGAUCCCCAGAAGGACCUGAUUUUGCGUGUGUGUGUCUCCAAUGCAGUUGGCUAUGGGCCCUGGAGUCAGCCACUGGUAGUGUCUUCUCAUGACCAUGCAGGAAGGCAGGGCCCUCCCCACAGCCGCACAUCCUGGGUGCCUGCGGUCCUCGGGGUGCUCACCGCCCUGAUCACUGCUGCUGCCUUGGCCCUCAUCCUGCUUCGGAAGAGACGGAAGGAGACACGGUUCGGGCAAGCCUUUGACAGCGUCAUGGCCCGAGGGGAGCCAGCUGUGCACUUCCGGGCCGCUCGGUCUUUCAAUCGAGAAAGGCCUGAACGCAUUGAGGCCACACUGGAUAGCCUGGGCAUCAGCGAUGAAUUAAAGGACAAGCUGGAGGACGUCCUUAUCCCAGAGCAGCAGUUCACCCUCGGCCGGAUGUUGGGCAAAGGAGAGUUUGGGUCAGUGCGGGAAGCCCAGCUGAAGCAGGAAGACGGCUCCUUCGUGAAAGUGGCUGUGAAGAUGCUGAAAGCUGACAUCAUUGCCUCAAGCGACAUAGAAGAGUUCCUCAGAGAAGCAGCUUGCAUGAAGGAGUUUGACCAUCCACACGUGGCCAAGCUUGUUGGGGUGAGCCUCCGGAGCAGGGCUAAAGGCCGCCUCCCCAUCCCCAUGGUCAUCCUGCCUUUCAUGAAGCAUGGAGACUUGCAUGCCUUUCUGCUCGCCUCCCGAAUUGGGGAGAACCCGUUGAACCUGCCCCUCCAGACUCUGGUCCGGUUCAUGGUCGACAUUGCCUGUGGCAUGGAGUACCUGAGCUCCCGGAACUUCAUCCACCGAGACCUGGCAGCUCGGAAUUGCAUGCUGGCAGAGGACAUGACGGUGUGUGUGGCUGACUUUGGACUCUCCCGAAAAAUCUACAGUGGGGACUAUUAUCGUCAGGGUUGCGCCUCCAAAUUACCCGUCAAGUGGCUGGCCCUGGAGAGCUUGGCUGACAACCUGUAUACUGUGCACAGCGAUGUGUGGGCCUUCGGGGUGACCAUGUGGGAGAUCAUGACUCGUGGGCAGACGCCAUAUGCUGGCAUCGAAAAUGCUGAGAUUUACAACUACCUCAUCGGCGGGAACCGCCUGAAACAGCCUCCGGAGUGUAUGGAGGAAGUGUAUGAUCUCAUGUACCAGUGCUGGAGUGCCGACCCAAAGCAGCGCCCAAGCUUCACAUGCCUGCGAAUGGAGCUGGAGAACAUUCUGGGCCAACUCUCUGUGUUGUCCACCAGCCAGGACCCCUUGUACAUUAACAUUGAGAGAGCUGAGCAGCCUGCUGAGAGAGGCAGCCCGGAGCGGCCCUGUGGAGAGCAGCCUAGCGGCGAGGCAGGGGACGGCAGUGGCGCGGGGGCAGUAGGUGGCAUCCCCAGUGACUGUCGGUACAUCUUCAGCCCUGGAGGGCUGGCCGAGUCACCCGGGCAGCCGGAGCAGCAGCCGGAAAGCCCCCUCGGCGAGACCCAGCGGCUGCUGCUGCUGCAGCAGCAAGGGUUACUUCCUCACAGUAGCUGUUAACCUGCGGGCAGAGGACAGCUGGGGCCAUCCACCUGCCUCUGCUGGCCACUCUGCUGGCUGGCCAAGCCCAGCCUGAUCACAGCCCAGGCAGCAAGGUGUGGAGGCUCCUGUGGUAGCCCUCCCAAGCUGUGCUGGUACCUGGACUGACUAAAUCGCCCAAUCCCAGUUCUUCCUGCAGCCACUCUGGCUGGCCUGGCAUCCGUUCAGGCCUUGGCUGAGAGGAGGUGAGCUUGGAGCUGGUUGCCUGAAUGCGGGCAGCUGGCAGGAGGGGUGUGUGUGGCUAUGUUUCCAUGGGUACCAUGGGUGUGGAUGGCAUGAGGGGAGGGUAGCAACAGCCCUGUGGGCCCCUACCCUCCUGGCUCAGCUGCUCCUACUUCUAGUGCAUGCUUGGAGCUGCCCGCAGCCUGGAGGCGCAUCAGUGCCCACCACACUUGGGUUUAAAUGCCAGGUUUGCCCCUUCGAGUCACAAAGAGAUGCCGUUGUAUUGUUCACUUUUAGGUGACAGGAAGGGAGUGGUACACUUGGGUCCCAAAGCCCUUGGCAGGAGAUGGUGGGAUAUUCUCAGGUCUGAAUCCUCAUCACCUUCCUGAUUCCCCACCCUGCCAAGGCCUGGAGCUGGCUGGGCGCCUCUGAGGCAUGCGGGAGGAUUUUCUGAGUCUGGGAGAUGGAGGGGUGCUGGGGGGCUUGCCCAGAAGUGAGUGGAACAGUUCAGGACCCCUCCAAGCUUCCACAGUCUGUCUGAGCAUGCUGCCAAGUCCCCAGAUGUCCCCAAAACUAACAGAGGCAGUUUUGCCCAAGCCUAGCCCUUCCACACGGUGACCCUUAGGUCCACCCUCCUCUAAAUGGACAUCCUCUUUUGUCCCAAGUCUCCAGAGAGAGAAUCAGCCUGGUGGCUGAUUGAUGUGGGUGAGAGAAGUUCCUGGACCCAGGGCUGGGGUCUCGGCUCCAGGAACCUCCUGGAGUGCAUGGGGUAGGCCCUUGCUGUUAGGGACAUUUCUAAGCUAUUGAGUUGCUGUUUCAAAACAAAUAAAAUUGAAAACUAAAGAA
Molecule: messenger RNA, 3831 nt
Organism: Peromyscus maniculatus bairdii (prairie deer mouse)
Lineage: Eukaryota; Metazoa; Chordata; Mammalia; Rodentia; Cricetidae
Source: RefSeq, a predicted model, not a curated record